AUGACCCUGAUAGCUGCUCUCCUGCCGCUGGCACUCCAGCUGCUUGCAUCGACGUCGGCGCUGGCGAGUCCCACGCCGGUGACCGAGACCCUGCAGCGACGAUCUUCAGAGGUGGUCUCCAAAUCUACAUCCUCAGCUGCCUCCAAAGAGACACCUGGCUUCGUCAACAACGGUACGAUCGGCAGCUACCCAUGCCUGUACAGCUCGCAGACUGAAGACUCGCAGUUGAUUCUUGGCGCCGGAUCCACCGUCCCCGGUUCGCAGUGCCCACAAGCUUUGCCCGCCGUGUACCCAAACAACCGAAUCGAGCUGCGUGCGCCGGACGACUCGAUCCGCGCUACUUUCCAGCCUUACGGCUCCAGCGUGACCGAGCUGUGGGUCAAGGACCGCUGGGGUGGAUGGAGAGACAUCGUGCUGGGCUACGACAACACAACCAAUUGGGCGACGGAUCCGAACCAUCCCAACUUCGGCCCUAUCGUAGGUCGAUACGCAAACCGCAUCAAGAACGGUACAUUUGAGCUCAACGGCCACGAGUACCACGUUCCCAAGAACGAGAAUGGUCUCGACUCGCUGCACGGCGGCGACAUCGGCUACGACCGCAGCAACUACACGAUUGCGCAUCUCAGCGCCAACGAGCUGGUUCUCGAGCACACGGAUCCGGACGGCUUCCAGGGCUUCCCCGGCCAGGUCAAGACGACGACGCGCUACCGGCUCGGCAAGAACGCGACGUGGCACAUCGAGCUCAAUGCGACAGCGACACAGCAAACACCAAUCCUGCUUUCGUCGCAUGUCUACUGGAAUCUGGACGCAUUCAACGAGACAGCGUCGGCGCUGGAUUACGUCCUGCACAUGCCCUACGCCGACAAGUACGUCGAGACCGACUCGAUCCUCAUCCCCACCGGCCCACUGCCCUCGGUCAAGGACACCCCGUUCGACUUCCAAUCCCCGACGCCGUUCUCCCAGAACUUCAACGAGACCGAGGGCGUCUGCGGCGCCGGCUGCCAAGGCUGGGACUCGUGCUUCAUCAUGUCCAGCCCGCCGGGCUAUCAUACGUCUAAACCCGUGGUGGAAAUGUACAGUCCUAAGUCCGGGAUCAAGCUCUCGGUCGCGACGAACCAGCCCGCGGUGCAGGUGUAUACGUGCGAUGUAAUCAACAAUCCGAGCAAGGGCAGCAUCCCCAGGAAGCAGGUGCACGGCGGCAAGGUGGGCGACCAGAUUGGCCAGGUGGUCUAUGGUAACCAUGAGUGUGUGGUGCUGGAGAUGGAGGACUACAUUGACGGCAUCAACAACAAGAAGUGGGGGAGGGAUCAGAUCUACGGGCCGGACAGACCGUAUCACUGGAAGUCGACGUACACGUUUACGACGGUGGACGAGGAUGGUAAGCCGAUGUAG
Messenger RNA from Sporisorium graminicola, 1392 nucleotides. RefSeq lists its product as uncharacterized. Bases 1 to 1392 code for a protein of 463 amino acids. Gene Ontology annotation, biological process: glucose metabolic process; beta-D-galactose catabolic process via UDP-galactose, Leloir pathway. Gene Ontology annotation, molecular function: carbohydrate binding; aldose 1-epimerase activity. NCBI's taxonomy places the organism in Eukaryota, Fungi, Basidiomycota, Ustilaginomycetes, Ustilaginales, Ustilaginaceae. The record is from RefSeq and is a predicted model, not a curated record. The transcript has a single exon.